AUGAGGUCAUUUACUCUGAUCAGUAGCCUCAGCCUUAUACUUCCUUCUUUUGCUCUAGUAGCCUACCAGCCUUGUCUUACCACCACUGCCUUGCCCAUGGUCACCGUCAAGGGUGGCCCAGAUGGUUACUACACUGAAUGCACACGGACAUAUCGAGAGUUUACUCCUCAAGGCUUGACUACAAAGAUUUACACCGUUACACAAACCUGCUCCAAUCUCGACUGUCAGACGCCGCCAAUUGAAACUGCUCCUCCGCCUGGCUUCACUGCCGCGGUAGUGAAAUGCAGUGACUGUGGUGGGCAAGGCACUCAGGUCGCCACCUUGACAUUUCCUACAGAAUCUGUCGAGGCAUAUUCAUCUUCAGGAUAUGUGGUUGAGCCUCUUAGCCCGGUACAGGCCACAAAGGGUUGGAUGGACCACUUCAACUCACCCCCGGCCGUUGAAACAGUCAACGUCAACGGUGACACCGGCAUGAACGUCGAAAAUAUUUCCCCUACUCCAGGUUCAUCAGAUUAUACCUGGUCUGCGCCUCAAGGAUCUCAAGUACCAAGUAAUGAAGGUAGUCAACAGGGUCAGAAUAGCAAUGAGAGCUUCGGCGAUACAAGCUCUCAUCAUGCUGCAACUGAAGAUACGGGGUCUGCAAGUGGUGACGGCUCCUCUGAUAGCCAAAAUGCCGGAAGCUUGGAUGGCACAUCCAGCGCGAAGGGGUGGCAAUCAGGCGAGACGGGCAACACUCCUGGCUCUGGAUCUAACGCUGGUGACACACCAGCAGGAUCUAUCCCCCAACAAGGCUCUCCAUCCUCUUCUUCAUCCUCUUCAUAUGACGCCACAGGAUCACAAGAGCAAGGGCAAAAUACUCCUGGCGACUCCAAUGAUCCCACAGGCAACACACAAGGAGAUGCUCCUGCCUCUGGUAUUGCAUCUGUUGAUGGAGAGCCCAUCACCAACACCAACAACAAGCCAGAUGACGCAGCCAAUACCACAUCUCCUGAUGGUGUCAAUGGCACCUCUGGGGACACAUCCGUAUCACCGGAUAACAAUUCAGGGCCACCUUCAUCGCAAAACAACAGCCCUCCCGUUGUUGACUCAGAUUCCAAACACGCUGGAAAUGACGAUGACUCACAAGGACCAGAUGCUCCCUUCACUACUGGGCCUCGACCUUUGGCUGGACGACCCAAGUGA
Molecule: messenger RNA, 1182 nt
Organism: Fusarium poae
Lineage: Eukaryota; Fungi; Ascomycota; Sordariomycetes; Hypocreales; Nectriaceae
Exons: 2
Coding region: 1-1182 (393 amino acids)
Source: RefSeq, a predicted model, not a curated record